This is a messenger RNA of Pyrenophora tritici-repentis Pt-1C-BFP, 1521 nucleotides long. Its product is annotated as Ferritin-2 multi-domain protein. The record is from RefSeq and is a predicted model, not a curated record. Lineage: Eukaryota; Fungi; Ascomycota; Dothideomycetes; Pleosporales; Pleosporaceae.
AUGUUGACCAAGAGCCUCCUCACCACUUCGGUCCUUGUAGCCUUUGCUGCCGCUGCUCCUCAGUACAGCGCCGCGCCCCAAGAGACUGGUGAUGGGCCAGCAGGCUACACCAACGCGGAUGCCAGCUUCUCCGUGACCUUCACGCCAGCUGCGACUCCCGCUUCUGUCUUCGGUCCUGACUCCCAGGUUCCCGCUAUUCCCACAGAAGCUGGCUCAGCUCCUCCCCGGAGGAGCUCUGAUGUAACUGGAGCCACCAGCCAUGGACCAUACUCUGGUACACCCACGACUACUGGAGCCGCUAAGGCGCCCACUACCAUUGGCACCGCCAUUGCUCCUCUGCCGCCGAACCCAACGGCUACCUACUACAACACCAAUGGCCUGCCUCAGAACCCCAUGCCCAUUCCCUACACACCAGCUGGCGGUCUUGGCACCAACGGUACCGAGCCUCGCUACAUGGUCAACAGCGACUUCGACUACGAGUCCAUCACCCUUGGUCUCUACCAGGAGUGGAUCGAGCUCGACUUGUUUAACAACGGUCUUGCCGUCUUCUCUACUCAGGACUUCCUUGACGCUGGUCUGACUGCUGAGGACCGCGCCUACAUUGCCUUCAUGGCAACCCAGGAGAGUGGCCAUGCUACUCUCCUCACCAACAUGCUCGGCGAGACUGCUCCUCCCCAGUGCACUUACAACUACCCAUACCGCACUGUCCGCGAGUUCAUCGACUUCAACAUCAAGGUCACUCGCUUCGGUGAGUCUGGUGUUUGGGGGUUCCUUGCCCACAUGGACUCUCGCGAGGUUGCCACUCUCCUCUCUCAGUCCAUCGCUACCGAGGCCCGCCAACAGAUCUCUUUCCGUCAGAUGAUGGGUCUUCAUCCCAUGCCCGUCUGGUUCGAGACUGGCAUUCCUCAGUCAUGGCAAUGGACCUACCUUGCUCCCUACAUCAGCUCCUGCCCCGAGAACACCACUCGUCUCGCAUGGCAGAACUUCCCCGCUUUGUUCAUCGACAACCAGCCCAACCCCAACCGCUUCUCUCCCAACGACACCAAGCCCCACGAGGUUGCCGGUGGCCGCGUCGCUGACCCUGCCGACUCCACCAUCCCCGCUGAUGAGAGCUGUGUGAACAUCAAUGGCACUGAGCACCCCGGCUACUCUUGCGGCCCAGCCAUCGCGCGCAACCGCUCUGAGCCUCUGUCUUUCCCCGGAAAGUUGGUCAACCUCACCUGGGAGAACCCCGGUCUUGCUGUCGGCCCCAAUAACUCCUACAUCACCGACACCACUGCUGGCGCCCCUGCCUUCGUCGCUUGGGUCUCGCAGCUAAACCUUACUUACACUCCUCUCGAGAUCACCGGUGAGAACACUGGUUUCACCUACCAGCCCGCCGGUGAGGUCUACGAGGGUGACCCAGCCGUUAACGGUACCAUGUUCGUUGCUCUUACUGACGCCAACCCUUACCUCACUCCCUUCAACUUGAGCAUGAUCAACCCUCACGUUGUCGCUCUUGGUCUUUACUCAUCUGGUUAA